Molecule: messenger RNA, 789 nt
Organism: Tupaia belangeri chinensis (Chinese tree shrew)
Lineage: Eukaryota; Metazoa; Chordata; Mammalia; Scandentia; Tupaiidae
Gene: CCDC167
Product: coiled-coil domain containing 167
Exons: 4
Coding region: 269-604 (111 amino acids)
Source: RefSeq, a predicted model, not a curated record
GCAGCUCUACCCCGGGCCGGCCACUGUUCCACCCGGAGAACCGACCCGCUUGCCCUCUCUUCAUUCCCAGGCUGAGGCCUCAAACUACUCGCUGCCCCUCACAAACAUGGCCGGCCAACGUGGCCGCGCCCCUCAACAAGAUGGCGACCACCAGUAGCCCCGCCCCCGACGCCUCGGCGGCCAAUGAGGGAGCACUACGAACGCUUGCGCGUGCGUAGUGAGACUUGGUGGGCGCGCCCAGUGAUGACUGGAGAGCCCCGAGAGUAACAUGACUAAAAAGAAGCGGGAGAAUCUGGGCGUCGCUCUAGAGAUCGAUGGGCUGGAGGAGAAGUUGUCCCAGUGCCGACGAGACCUGGAGACUGUCAACUCCAGGCUCUACGGGGCGGAGCUGAGCCCAGAGGCCAGGAGAUCUCUGGAGAAGGAGAAAAACAGCCUAAUGAGCAAAGCCUCCAACUAUGGAGCUUCAGCUGCUUCGGCAGGAGAACCGGAAGAACAUGCUGCUCUCCGUGGCCAUUUUCAUCAUCCUGACCCUGGUCUACGUCUGCUGGACCAUGUGAGCCUGGGAUGCCCCACAGCCAGCGCAGGCCACCCCUCAGCUCCUUAGAUGGGACCAGGCAGGCCCUUCAGGCCUCAGCAAGACCAAGGGAUUGGGGCAUCCCUCCGUGCUGCAAGGCGCUCCGGCCGGCUUCCUCUGCCUCCCUGGCCUCUGUGGGGCCUGGGUCUGCAGAAAGACGCACUGUUGGCUCCUCCCCAGGCCCAAGGGAGAGGCAAUAAAGAACAUCAGGCGGC